AUGGCAAUGACACGUGAGGGCAUUUCUGCACCCAGAGCUGAAUUACGAAUCACCAAAUUAACCUCAAAACAACUGAGAACUGUCAAAUCAGCUGCCUAUUUACAGCUCGCCGCAUGUAAUAAAAAGCUACUAAUGUCAAAAACAUCCAAUAUUAUAAAGAUUGUGCAGGAUUUUAUGCUAAAAGAGAAUCGGCCCUAUGCAGUCAAUGAUGUAAUGGAGAAGUGUGGCAAGGAGCUGGGUAAAGCAGCCAUACAAAAAGCCUUGGAUUCCUUAGCUAGUAAGGAGAUUUUAAUAGCCAAGACCUAUGGCAAACAUAAAAUCUAUUUUGCUAAACAAAAUGUUAAUUACCAGGAGUUAAAAAAACAAUUGCAAUCUUUAAAACAAAAACUCUCACAAGCUCAAAAUAUUUUGAAAACCAAAGAAAAUCAAUUAAGUGAGUUGGAUUUAAAGUUGAAAUCUUUAAAUAAAAUAAAAAGUCUGGCUACUUUAGAGGAAGAAAGGGAUCAACUACUCGAUGAUAUAAGACACGCCAAUGAAAAGUUAAGACACUAUCAGGCCCAGGAAUCAGAGUCAAAGUUAUCCUCUCAAGACAUUAAAAAAAUUGAAACUAAAUACGAAAAUGUCUCUGUGGCCUUCCGUAAGCGCAAACGCAUGUGCAAUGACAUGUUGGAUGCCAUUAUGGAGGGUUAUCCUAAAACCAAAAAAGCUUUAAUAGCUGAUAUAGGUUUGGAAACGGAUGAAGAAGUUGGCUUUACUGUACAGUUAAAGCAUUGAGUUGUUACUGUUAAGUUUAAUACAUGUUUGGCAAACAUAUUUAAGUUAAUCUAAGGAAUUUUUGUGGAAAUUUAUGUUAUAAUUUUAAGAAAAUAUUAUCUACUUUAUUUUCAUGUGUCAAAGGUACAUAUUUAUGUAUGUAGGUGUCAGUAUUUCAUUUCAACACUUAAUAAAUUUCAUGGAAAAAUGUAUAAUUUAUAGAUAUGAAAACUGUUAAGCUCAA
Calliphora vicina (urban bluebottle blowfly) is the source of this 997-nucleotide messenger RNA. Its product is annotated as homologous-pairing protein 2 homolog. Gene Ontology annotation, biological process: homologous chromosome pairing at meiosis; meiotic strand invasion involved in reciprocal meiotic recombination; meiotic joint molecule formation. The coding region runs from base 1 to 774 and encodes 257 amino acids. The transcript is spliced from 5 exons. Gene Ontology annotation, cellular component: DNA recombinase auxiliary factor complex; condensed nuclear chromosome. Gene Ontology annotation, molecular function: double-stranded DNA binding; recombinase activator activity. NCBI's taxonomy places the organism in Eukaryota, Metazoa, Arthropoda, Insecta, Diptera, Calliphoridae. The record is from RefSeq and is a predicted model, not a curated record.